ACCAUCCCGGUAUCAAAUCAAUUGUCGAGUUUUUUAUAUAACGCGGACAGUACCAGCCGUACCGCUACUGUCGCCAAUUGAGCUCGCAUGAACACAGCCGAUAUGCCUUAGGUAUGCAUUGGCUGUUAUCGAGGGCUGUCCAGGCGCAGUCUUCGUGUCGGUGUCGACUCUGCCUUCACUCCGGGCGUUCAAUUGUACGGCAUACCACGAACGUAGCCCCCAGGCGGAAAGUAACGGCUGCUGAUAUCUUCACUGCCUGUUAUACGACUAUACUUGGUACUGCGACUGUUAUAGAUACCCAGAGGAAGGAAGUGAGGAAGAAGGAACUCGACGAGAAACUAGAGAAGGCCAGAGCCGCAUUGGGCAGCUUGGGUGUCCAAGACUCGUCCAGCCAACAAGGUGGAGGCGUCGACAGUCCCGAUUCCGGCACUGCGAUUAUUUCGCGCAGUUCUGACGAUGGGUCUAGAAGAAAGGAACAGGUUGCUGCCAACGGCCUACUGCGGGAGUUAGGAGUUCUAUGCGAAAUUACUCGUCGUCCAGUAUCGCGUCCAUCGUGGAUACAAACACAGUUAGAAUGGGCACACGUCGAAGCCGCCAUCGUUGCGGAAGAGCAAGACUCCGGAUGUAUACUCAGAGAACCAAAAUCUGCUCAGCAACUCCGAAGGACAACGAUGACAGUCGUAGAGUUGGUAAAUCAACUCAUAUAUCGAAGUCAGACUUAUAAGAGCACCCGGAGCCAAGAUGUAGAUGCCGAGCAGAAAAAUAGCGUAGACGAUGCUGUUUACAAGGAACUGAAGGAUAUAUUACAGACUUUCCACUAUCCAAGUUAUAACCAACCUACCGAGGACCCUAGUGAUGCCGCGAGGACUCGGUUUCUCCUUGGGGAAUCCAUACGGCGUAUCUUUAAUCAUGCCGCAAAUGCCAAGGAGAUUGUAACCAAGAUAUGUUAUAAUCUCUUAACAGCUGGUGUGCCUCCGAGUAUCCACACUUAUAAUACGUUAAUUGCAGGCUUCAACCGGAUUCAACGUCCUGAUCUCGCGCAGACAGUUGUCGAUUCCUACAUCCACAGAACAACCUGGCCUGCCACCGAGCAGACCGCCGUAUGCCUGCUCAAUCACUACCGAGGGGUAAAUCAGGAAGAUGGCAUACGAGAUAUCAUCCAACGAAUGAGGGGUGUUAGAGGUGAUGGUCUACAUUUUCGAAUUAUCGACAAGAAAGCUAUUUAUACGCGAGACUGGUUAGCGUGGGCUAUAGAGAACUGUGCCUCGCGCAAGUAUACCUAUGUGGAACGAAUGCGGCGAACGGAUGCUGUAUUCACUAGUAUUAUAAAAGGUUGGUUAUACUGUGGAGAACUCGGCAAUGCUGGCGCGGCCUUUGUGACAUGUGUGCGUUACGGAGGUUCGAUCACCAUUCAAACGCUCCAGGAACUCUUCAGAGCAUGCCUAUCAACAGUUGAUUACACCGCAGCACGGCGAUUGGUGGCAGGGUUGGCUAAGAAUAUGCGCAGCUUUGCGACUUGGAUCGAUUGUACUAUUCGUCAAGAAUCAGUAAACACGUCGCGUCAACUUAUCAUGAGCCUCUUAAAUCUAGUUAACAUCUGUCGGCUUCCGUUCAAUUUCACGCCUGUCUCCGAAUCCUACGACCAGACAUUGCAGGGGCUCAGAUCUCUAAUUAACCUUACCCGAUUCGAACUAGAGAUACAAGAGACGGCGAAUUUAUGCGUGGCCACGUUCGAGGAAUUGACUUCGAGUGGAUCAUUGGUAACCCGGCUUGAUAAAGUUCUUGCCAUGCUCGACUCAGCUCAGCUGAGCAGGCAAAAGGCUGCAAGGUCGCUCGCUCGCUUCGGCAGGCUAGCAGAACUCCUUUCUAUUGAAAGGAGAUGCCGCGACCUAGAGACAAGAAUCAAGACCACGACAGCAUUAACGACGGCUACCAUUCUCAAAAUCAAGACGGGAUAUGAGCUUGACCCAUCCGCAAUUCUUACUUCGAAACAAGAAUCUCCGAUUUGGUAUCAGCGAGAGUAUUUUUUUUGGUACCAGCGGCAGCGCUACGACUCCCUCGUCAAUGCUCUUCAAAACAUUCAAAUCAACUGGGGUCCGAUGACAAAAGAGGAUAUAAGGUCGCAACUUCUUCGACGCCUACCUGACCCUGUUCUGUCGAGAAGGCUAGGGAAUUCUGGUCAUCCAGAGAACCUAGGUAUAAGAGCACUGACGAGCUUUUAUGUAUCAGGCAUGACACACACCAACGGGCACCAAUAUGUCUUUUGUAGUAGGCCCAUAAGCCAGCUCGAACAAGAACUUACUGACAUUGAAAAUACGAUCAGAGCUAUACUAUUCGCUCACCUCAGCGGCGAUACUCAAAGGAAGCUUAGGUUCCAGUAUCCAAACUUCUACAAAAUGCCUUUCAAGAAACUUUACAAGUACCAAUUGCGGAGAAGCAUCUUCAAGACGGUCUCUGCCAUAGAUGAACAGCAGUCCGGCAUUAUCAAACCACACGGCCAAAUAAAACCGGCAACCAGAGCCAGCGAGGGGCUAUUAGGGAUACCGAGAGACAUACAUCUAGGCAUUGAAGAGGGGUUACAUUUAGACCACUCGAGCACAAAGCUUCGCUCGGCGGGUUCAUCUGAGUUGCGCGAUGCUGACGCCGCUCUCCCCUUGUCCGCGUUAGGAUGAGGGGUGAGGGUGAGAUAUGCCCUGUAGAGCGGAUGCGAGGGUUUAAUUGGAUCCUGGGGAAGCUUGGCACAGAAUCAAGGGAAUCUUGAGCCAAACCUCUAUCCCCAUCCCCUUGUAUAUAAAACCAGCUAUACUUACCUUGAUCUGUAUAAUUUAGUCGUGGACUGAUUUUAUGCUCGCUCAGUUGCGGCAUAUUGUACCUAUAAACGGUCACAGUCCCGGUCUCGGUCCCGAUACCGGAUGUUAAAUAAGAACAACUAACCAUUCGAGGUCUGUUUUUGUUUCGAUUUCAGUACAUACGUGUCUUCCUAUCGUGCGGUAUAUAUAUCUGCUAGGUAUCCAUCGGAACCGAUUGGGAUAGAUGAUGUGCUUAAGUGUGUAAAUAAGGUGUGUAGGUCCGAGAGAUUACCUAUCCUCUAGAAGAUACCUAGGUAAGUACUAACACCGAAAUAUGGAAUGCGUGCAUAAACAUCUCAUCGAAUACCCGCAAGUGUGUAAUCCGUAAAUGGUUGUCCUACACGAUAAGUUGAAAAGUGGUACGGUAGCAUUACAUUGCCUACACCCUGCGGGCUUUAUUCAUAGGGUUAUCUUUCUUGGGUAGAUGCGUAGCUGUAUGUAGGUAGGUACUGGGGUGUAGGAUUGGGAUUGAUUACCUAGUUAUGUAGGUAGUUUAUACUAUAG
This is a messenger RNA of Daldinia loculata, 3353 nucleotides long. RefSeq lists its product as uncharacterized. Gene Ontology annotation, molecular function: protein binding. NCBI's taxonomy places the organism in Eukaryota, Fungi, Ascomycota, Sordariomycetes, Xylariales, Hypoxylaceae. The transcript has a single exon. Bases 114 to 2672 code for a protein of 852 amino acids. The record is from RefSeq and is a predicted model, not a curated record.